CCCCACCCACUCAUGCUCAAGCGAUCUUUGCCAAAUCCUAUUCCAUGAGCUGAGGUCAAAGAUGUCUUUUUCUCCAGGGAGCAAUGGCAGCUCUCUUGAGGACACCCUCUACCAGCAAGCUAGAGGUGUCCACGGUAAAGAGUUUGAGGAAUGGGUGGGGUCAUUAAGGGAGGUGCUCCAGUCCAGUGACAGAGGACCUGGCUGCCUCACUCUGCUCAGACAACUAUAUGUCCUUACUGCAGCCACAAAGUACAGUCGCAAUCUGUCAACAAACAUAUUCCGUCUGCUGCAAAGUCUGAUUCUGGAACCGGAACAGGGAGGUCCCCGCGUACGGCUCCUGGCCAGUGUCGUGCUACAAGACCUCUCUCCCUCUAGACAUGUUGCCGUGAGCGACUUCAAACCCCCUGUGGAGAUGAGCAAUGUGCCGUACUUCCUCCCCGUCCUAUUGGCCCAGACCAACUGUCAGGAGAAGCUCAGCACUCUAGCACCCAAGCUAGUCAACUGGUUGAUGCAGCCUGGCUCUGAAGAGGAGCGUCUCCUCGCGUCCCUCUCCUGUUUCCACACCCUCUGUUCCCACGGCCGAGGGCUCGAGCGUGUGCCUGAGGACCGACUGAGGGGGGUCAGUGGACAGCUGGGGAACUGGUUACGAGGGGCAGGACGGAACACGUACAGUCUGCCAUCGUCUAGUCUCACCGGGAGUCUGUUUAAGAGUGGUGCUAAAAGACAGGUGGUGCCAUUCAAGGAGAUUGAUGGAACCGUGUCUCAAGACAUCUUCACUGUUCUUUGCAUAGGAGAAUCAUAUUCAUUGGAUCAUCUUCUCAACAUUAGUACGUUUUCUUUUCUUCGUCGUUGGUUCCUCUCCACACUCACGGGAGACAACAGGCUCACAGGUCCCUCCCCCUCACCCGCCCCCACACCCACACACGAAUCUCUGGCACACGGUACCUCAAGUUAUGAUCGGCAGGGCAGCUUGAGAUCGUCUCUCACACCCUCACAGCCUCACCCCUUCACAACCUCACUGCCCUCCCCCCUCUCACCAACACUUGGAAUGGGAUCCUCUUCUCUGAUUGGUCCGAUCCUCGGUGGACGUACAAAGCAAGGCCUCAAAGACUCGGCUGUACAAUACUGCUUGAGAGUGAUUGAUCAAUGCGAAAGAAGGCCUUCAAAGAGUGUGGAUGAUGACCUUAUUGAUGCGUGCUUGUACGAGUGUAUCGCACUGUUGGACAUCCUCUGUUCUCUUAGCCGCUCUCUAAUUAACGGGGUCUUCCCCACCAUUCGUCGAGUGUACUCCCGUUGUACUCUAAACCCUAUCCCCAAUGCCCGCCUCCUGUUAGCCCUCGUCAAGUUCUUCCUCAAUCACGGUGAGUCUGAGAUGUAUGAUUCGGAGGGACCUGUGGCCCUCUUCUUUGGGCAGGUGCUGGCCAGUCAAUUCAACGAUCCUGGGCUGGCCUACGACACUGUGGAGUACCUGGUGGACAACCUAGAGGCACUCCAUGGCUCCACCAAUAUCCUCACCAAGUACUUCCCCAACAUACUCAAGAUCUUGGCCUGGUUUCCCACGACCUUCAUUGCUGAGUUUCUACAGUUGCUGCCAUCAUUCAUCUCCAAAGCAACCGCCUCCGAGGUCCUCCACUCGACUUUUGACCUCCCCUGUCUCUCGGCCACCCUACAAGCUAACCACCUCCUGCAGACCUCCCCUGGCCUAGCAGACACUGGCCCCCAAGUAUCACCAUAUGCCAAGUGUUUGGCUGCAUUUCAAGAGCCCACACAUAAGCUCAUGUUUGGACAUUUCCAGAGGAGUGAGAGUGGCAGGGGAGACACUAUAGACAAGCUCAAGUCACUCGUGUUCUUAUUGGAGGAUUUCUCAGAGCAUCAGAGAGUUGUGGAGAUGGCCCGGGUCACACCACUACUGAUCAAACUAUUUUUCAAGACGGUUCUGUUUAGCAAUGACAGGGAGGUGCUCUCCCAGCUGGUUACCGUGGUAAUGGAGAGGUCCGUCCUGCUAUACAAGAUAGACUUCUACCAAUCCCAGACACGCGUUGUCAUGAGCGACCAACUCAUGGAGAUGUUCAAACUACACUCUCAUUUUGUGAUUGACUUUAAGCAGGAGAUUGUCGAUUUCCUUAGCAACCUGCGCUCUUUGAACUCUGCGGGGGAGCACUUCUAUAUGCACCUGGUGUGGGCACUGGGGGAGUACAGUCACGCAGGCUAUGACAGUCGCUGCACCACUGCUCUGCUGUCUCAGUACUUUGAGACGCUGGAGUCAAUGGGGCUGGAGGCUAGUCUGAAUCUCCACCAGAGCAAGCACUGCACCACUCGCCUGGUGCUGGUCAUCAUGAGCUCAGUGGCUAAGAUAGCCUCUCGCUGUCAAGACCUCAUCCCCAGAGCUCUACUCUGCCUCAACAAGAUACUCCAAAUAGGAUCAGAGGUGACCAGCGAUCCUGCCACUCACAAGAUGCUCCUCAGUCGAGCCAACGAGCUGGUACAUGUACUCAAGAUCCCCAGUAUAGCCUCGGCAGUGCUGACUCCGCCCACCCCACACAGCGGAGGGGACCAGGACAUGAACAAACAGAAAAGUAUAGCGUAUCUCUUACAGUCUGUGUCCAGGAACAUUAAAGCAGAAUAAUUUUUGUAUCUUCAUACUGUGUGUGUAUCUGAUGAGAAAGUUUUCUAUUUUAUUA
Messenger RNA from Halichondria panicea, 2681 nucleotides. Its product is annotated as AP-5 complex subunit zeta-1-like. The record is from RefSeq and is a predicted model, not a curated record. The transcript is spliced from 16 exons. NCBI's taxonomy places the organism in Eukaryota, Metazoa, Porifera, Demospongiae, Suberitida, Halichondriidae. Bases 62 to 2626 code for a protein of 854 amino acids. Gene Ontology annotation, cellular component: AP-5 adaptor complex.